UCCCGUUGCGGCGGGUGUCCCCUGGUUGGGAGGAACGCCCCUGCCGAGGGGAUGCUCCGGCCGGAGGGGGUGUCCCUAACGGUGGGGAUGCCUGGACUGGCGGGGGCUGUCCCACUGGGGAUGAUUUCCCGUUGGGGAGGUGCCUGGCGGGGGAGCGGCUCCGGCUAAGCAUGGGUGUUCUGCUAGGAGGAUGUGUCUGGCUGGGGGCGGUGUCCCAACCGGGAGGGUUGCCCUGAUGGGGGAGGUUCUGCAGUUGUGGAGAUGCCAACUUGGGAGGGUGUGCCCUCUCUGGUUACCCCGCUCUCGCUGCCACUCAUAUGCCUGCCGCCCAGGUAUGCACAAGCCAAAGCCUUUUCUGCAGACCCAGUAGCCUUCCCUGGAGAGCGCCCCCAGCAGCACAGAAACUACCUAUAUGCCCCGCAGUGGUCAGCUCGCCUUAUCCCAGCCCCGAGACCCAAAACAAGAAGCAUGGACUGAAUUUGAGGUUUCUGGAUGGUCGCGUGAACCGAGGGGACGGGUACUGUACUGACAACAAAUGAGCCUUGAAGGUCAAUCUGGGUGACACCCAAGCCUCCUGGUGAGUCGGACUCCGGAGAAUUAUCUCAAGUCCAGCAUAGACAGCGCACAUAGAAAAGUAAACGGACAAUCCCAAGUGCCAAGGGAACCUUCCCAGGUUUCUUUAGGGCAGCUAAACUGCUCUGCCAAAGCCUAAGUCCAUUUAUGACAGGCCGAGCGCCCUGAGCCCUCGCAGGAGACACGAGCACUUUCAUGGCCCUCCUGCCCCACCCUGCCCCACACCCACCUCUCCACCGCCCCUGCUGCUGUCUGUCCCUUCCCUGAAACCUUUAUUUCAAGUGUCUUUGUGGCUUGCCUCUUUACCAUCCUUGAGUUUAAAUAUCACCUGUUAAGAGAAGCCUUCCCUCUCCUCCCUAGUUAAAAUGAUACUGCCUCCCCAUACCUGUCUUCGUUGACUGACUUUGCUCCAUCACAGUGUCAUCUGACUCUCCCACAUCCUGACUUGCAAUAUUGUCUCCCUACUGGAAUAUGGAGUUUCACUAUGUUGCCCAGAGUGAUCUGGAACUCCUGACCUCAAGCGAUCCACCUGCCUCAGCCUCCCAAAGUACUGGGAUUACAACAGGCGGGAGCCACCGUGCCCGGCCUGGUCCUGUGCAUUUUAUAGAUAAGGUAACUGACAAACCUAGCCACAGCCGCCCCUUCGCCCUACAGGAGAACUGGAAUUUGAACCCACAUCCUUCACCACCACCUCCAUUGUUUCUGGAAGCGCCCUCCAGGCAGGCUAGCCAGCAAUACAGGGCCUCCCUUGCGGCUAGAACGUCUGCAGGAUGCCCCUUUGAGAAAUGCUGCUCCACAGAACCCUGCCUUUCAGGCCUUGGAGAUGUGGGCAGGGGAGAAGCAGCGUCCCUCAGAGCCAGGCCUGGCAGUGGUGCCGGCAGGGGCCGAGGCCCAGGGAGCAGGGUCUCCUGUCGGAGGGACCUGGGCAAGCCCCUCCACGCUCCGGUGGCUUUCUCAGCAGGGGAGGUCCAGACCACACCGCCUGGGAACCUGGGUGCCUAAACGCAACAGGAGCCGAGGCACAAAUUUAACCAAACACCAAGGUUAUGUGAGGCCCCAAUUCGUGAGCCGGGCUCCAAGGACGUGUCCUUAGGCAGCUCUGGAAGGCCCAGCACCAGCCCCGGUCCUCUGUUAAAGGGAACCAGCCCGGCGGCUCCACCCAGGCAUGGCAGCCUAAGCACACCCCCAGGGUAGUAGGGGGCACCUGAGGAGCAGGGUCUGCCCUGGCAUGAGCAGAGCCCAGGAUGGGGUCAGGGUCAGGCCCUGCCAGAGGCUGGAGGGUGCCCAAGGCGAGGCCGGUGAGGCCCAGCUCUACAAAUAAAGUGUUUUAUUUACAGGA
Nomascus leucogenys (northern white-cheeked gibbon) is the source of this 1912-nucleotide messenger RNA. RefSeq lists its product as uncharacterized. The record is from RefSeq and is a predicted model, not a curated record. NCBI's taxonomy places the organism in Eukaryota, Metazoa, Chordata, Mammalia, Primates, Hylobatidae.